UUUUGCUGUUGGGCUUAUAAACUAUAUAAAAAUUCUGAAUAACGUAAUUGUUUUAUGCGUCUUAUCCGCUUUAGCUUUUGAUGCUUUCACCUACUUUAUACUAUACCCGUACAUAAAUCAAAUAAUAAUACAGUACAGUCAAUGGUCAAGGGAUUCCUUAUACACUAUAGAAAACUAGGAGUAAAUAUUUAGAUACAGUCAACAACUAACGAUUUAAUCAGUAACUAUGGUAAUAUUUUUGUAAAUUAUUAAUACAAAGUAUAUUUUUAGUUUUAAUUUUUUGCGGAAUUUAUUUACUUAUUGUGACGUCACAAACUGCAGUCCGGAAGUCCAGUAGAUAACUGGAAUCCAAAAUCCCUUUGCGGGACGCCGUUUACUACUCGCAUACGAGGACAUACUGUACAGCGAGGACCAACGCUAGUGUUGCCAUUCUAUUAUACAACCCGCUAGGUCUUCGGUGAUUUCAAGCUUACAGUCAAAUACACACAUUACGAUUUAAAACCUGUGUCAGCAAAACGUCUACGCAAGCAUUUUCUAGCUGGAUCUCGCUACCACAGUGGGUAGUUGUUACUUAGUUUUUACAAUUUCAACUCCAGAAAUGCAAAUACCAAAACUCAGGGCUGGUCACGCUUGGGUAAAUCGACCACGUCGAAGUCUUUCGUUCCUUGUAAGAGAAAGCAAAAUUCCGGUUCUCUUUUCUAGAAACGCUCGACAUUUCGUGUUGUUAUCCAAAUACCGCCCGCACAUGUUUCUUCCAAAACCCCCGUCGUUAUGGGAUGUGAUAUCGCGCAGUGCUCGGCUGCGUUUUGUUGCGAAGGGGAAUACAACGCAAAAUCUGUCUGUCGGCCCAGCCAGCGCCUUAUGUAGCAAGAAUGUCGUCACGGAUCCGCAUACUCCCCAUGCCAUUCGCUGGCCUCCUGAAGCCUUCAUCAACAGAGGCUGGCCUACGCUGCACACUGCCAGACGACUCCUGGUUCGCCGCUAUCCUAAAUUGAGGAUUGUAAAUCACGAAAUGUACGCAUCAUUAGCAGAGCCAAAACCACCGGACGUGCUGAAGGAAGACUGGAGAGAUCAUCACCGCCGCGUUCAAGAACUGCUCUUGCAUAAGUCUGCAAAACGGGAACACCAUGCAACAUCUACAACGAUCGCUCGAGAAGUUCCUCUCGACAAGUGCCUGAUCCAAACCCGAUCCACGCCCACGCCGUUAACUAGAAAUUUGACGUUCGUUACGCGCAUGCCUAAUCGGAAAUUCCGAUCCAAACACGAGACAAAGUAUAAUCUAAAUGAGCCGACUAUUGUCAAAGACAAGCUUCCUGAUGGAUGGAAAGAACGCCACAAAAUAAAGCAAGAGCAACUACUCUCUACGAGAAACCAGAAAGCGGUUUCAAAUUUUUCCUGUAAUACAACAGUUUCAGUGGACGACAGAGAAUCUUCAGCCGGCCUGUCGAUUGGCUGUCUUGUAAAGUCGACUGAUGAAGUGCACAAAGGCCGUGAAUAUCUUGAGAAACAAACAAUGUGCUUGGACAGAAAAGUACCAGUUGUUGGUGGGGAGUACAGACCUGCAAAACAGUGGAUGCAUUAUCAUGCCCUUGCUGGCAAAUACCUCGAGACUGCUUCUGCUACGUCUGCAUUGAGACUUGAUUGCGAGCAACUCGCGCUCAAACUUCAUGAACUGCAAAAGGCCUUUCAUCAUUCGGAAAAACGAACGGCGACCAAACUGAACAUUCAAAUUGCCAAGUGCAUGAAAGAGCUGAAGAUGGACUUGAGUGAGUUUUUGCUACAAAUCAUUUGCAAUUCCACAUCUCCAAAACUGCCGGACCAAAAAAGCAUACAGCCGCUAGACGUCGUGCCUAAAAAUAAUCCCAAAACAUAUCAACCGGCCCGGCGGUUCUGCUCGGCAGGAACUUUAAGAGCAAUCAAGAAGGUCGCUUCCGACUACCAUAUUUUACGAACUAACGGCUGCAGGUUGCAGAAUGUUGAAAACCCACCGAGGAAACCAGCAAUCUCGCAAUUCCGUUCCCCAAAUAGCAGGAUCCGCUCAUUGCAGACGACAAACAGCGGUGAGAAAGCUGUUUGCAAAACGGGUGCGACUCCCAAAAAACUGCCAAGGUGUGCUGUUGAUACCAGUGGACCCGAAGGCAAGCUAACUAUAAAAGAACUAGGCAUGCCAACUAAGCACUACUUGCCAAAAGACCCUUGUCUAUCCCCAACGAUCCCAAGCUUAAAAAAUGGAGAAGACGGUUUGACUGAAACGGAUUUCCAGCCACGAUUUACCGAAAAUCCUAUAACGCAGCGGUCAAAAGCUGAAAACGCAGAACUAAUAUCCUAUUUGCUGCAGCGAGCCACCAACAAGAUUAGAAAAUACAAAGAUAAUACGAAAACAUUAUGUACAUAUCUAAAACAUAGCAACCAUGCCAUGAAAGUAUCCGCUGUUCGGCGGGAAAAAUUUCCCAUAUAAAUUCAGUUUUUUUGUUUGAAAAGAAUGCAGUUAUAGUAAAUAAACAACUACUAAAGACAAAAAGUUUAGAAACGUGCAUGUCGAAGGCACUACCGAAAUUUUUGUGAAUGGAAUUUUAUCGUCGAUAUAAUUUUCUUGCUAAAUUUGUGACAAUCCUUUGCUAACCUUGGUGCUUGGAUGAGCAGGCAGUAUGUACUUUGCCAUUCGCUUUCUCGGCUAUUGAAGUUUUACAAUGUCUCACGUGAAGUCUGAACCUGGUGCUGUUUCGUUUCGAAAAUUAGCUAACGAAGUUUUGGGCUACGAUCGAUCUAGUGUGGUGCUAGUUUUCUUCAGAUUGGUUUGUUUGCAAGAACUCAAAGUUGUACAGGUGUUUUUGCUCUUACAAUAAUCUCUACCUGGAGCCCGCUUCACAUAAC
Molecule: messenger RNA, 2874 nt
Organism: Paramacrobiotus metropolitanus
Lineage: Eukaryota; Metazoa; Tardigrada; Eutardigrada; Parachela; Macrobiotidae
Exons: 6
Coding region: 599-2458 (619 amino acids)
Source: RefSeq, a predicted model, not a curated record